AUGAAGAAAGGGACGUUGGCUGACAAAAUUUCAUCACUCUUAACUACCACUCCUGAUGAAAUAGAUCCGGAAGAUGAUUACGAAGAUGAUACCACGGCGAAAUUAAAUGCAGAAUAUUCUCAAGAAAAUGAGAAGAAAAUAAUCAUGGGAAAAGGAAGCAGAAGAAAUUUAAAUCCUGAUGAUUCUAGUGAAUUUUCUGAAUCUGGUAAUGAUAUGGAAGAGUCAGAAUCUGAUAGUUCAAAUGAAGAGCAAGAACUUGAAGAUGACGAAAAUGGUAGUAAUGAAUCUGAAAAAUCAAAUAAUGAUGAUGAAUCAGCUGAGUCAGAUCAAGAAUAUGAUGAUCAUUCUGAUAACACAGAAUUAGAAGAUACAUCAAAUUUCGAAACUUUAAAAACCACAGAUGUUUCAACUCAAGCUAAAAAAGGAUUAUGUGUAAAAAAUCAAAUGCAUAUUUGGGAGGGUCUUCUUGAAAUGAGAAUUCAGGUUCAAAAGUGUUUAUUAGCUGCUAACAAAAUGCCCAACUAUGAAAAAUAUAAGGAGAUAAAGAAGGAGUCAGGACAAGAUUUUAGCACUACUGUUGAGAAAACCAAAAACUCUGUAUCCACACUACUAGACAAAUUUUUGUGUUUACAGGAUCUUGUUGAUGAUCCUGAUGAUGAAGAAAUUCCAAGUGACACUGAAGAUGAAGCUGAUGCUGAUUUAAGUGAAGAUGAAAAUGAAGAAAGACCUAAAAAAAGGCUGAAGAUUGCAGAUUUUGCAAAUGAUUUACAACUAAAGCAUAAUUUAUACAAAGAUUAUAGAAACAGUGUGAUUAAAAAAUGGCAUGAAAAAACUAGAAUGCCAGUUUUAAAAAGUACUGCCAACAAUCACUCCAUUAUCCAACAUAUUGAACAUUCCUUAGGGGAUAAAGACAAAUUAAUUAAAAGAACAAGAUUAAAAAGAAAUGACUACAAAAUCAUUGGUGAGGAUAGCGCCAGUGAUAAUGAAGAGGAAAGUAAACAAGAAAAACCAACUGAAGAAUACAAUUGUGAAAUAUUUGAUGAUGAUGACUUUUAUCAUCAACUUCUUAGGGAAUGA
Diabrotica balteata is the source of this 1077-nucleotide messenger RNA. Lineage: Eukaryota; Metazoa; Arthropoda; Insecta; Coleoptera; Chrysomelidae. The record is from the annotation of a GenBank genome assembly.